AGGUUUCUUAUAUAGGCUAUAUAUAUAGUUUACUUGUUACUGCUGAGCUUAAAUGGGGAAAGUAUAUUUGAUAAGUGGAGCUGCCGGCCGGUUGGGUUCAAGAGUUGUUCGUGUGUUGUGUGAGAACAACAUUGACGAUGUGGAAAAAGUAAAACUUGUCGAUCUUCGAUUCAGUAAAACAACAAGAGAUGAACAAGAGGAAUAUUGCAAAGGUGCCGGUAUAACGGCCGAAUGGAUCGAAAAUGACGUCACGGAUUAUGAAGCAAUGGCGUCAGCUGUCAAUCAAGUUAACGUUGUGAUUCACACUGCGGCAAUUGUUGAUUACACAGGGGAAGUCCCGGAUUCGAAACUUUGGGAUACAAAUGUGAGAGGUACCGAAGUGGUUCUAAAAGCGUGCUUGGAUCAAAACGUAGAGUUCUUUGUUUACACAAGCUCUAUUGACGCCGUUGGACCAAAUUGGGACAUGGAUUCGUUCGUUAACGGUAACGAGGAUACUCCAUAUAAGUUUAAUCCUCCAAUAUACUACGCCACUACUAAAAAUGCUGCUGAAAAAAGAGUUGUUGCUGCAAAUGGUCGACCAUUGGAAAAUGGAAAGAAGUUUUUCUCUUGUGCGCUUCGACCAGGGGGAAUAUAUGGUGAGAAUGAUCCAGUGUUAGAAGCUAUAGUGUCUAGGUUAGGUAAAUCGAAAGCCAUAAGAUCCGUUUGUGAACCAACCGCACUAAAGGAAAGGCCAUACCUCGGUAAUGUUGCUUGGGGUCAUAUUGUUGCUGCGAAAAAGAUCCAGGAGAAACCGGACCUGAUUGGAGGAAACGCUUACUUUAUCGGAGACGAUACACCAAAGUUAUCUUACAGCAGACUUAAUCUUUUAUUUUGUGAACACCUUGGGUAUACGUUGGCAAAGCCGGAACCUUAUUUCUCAAUAUGGAAGUUGUAUCUCAUUGCUUAUAUCAACGUAUUCGCCAGCAAGUUUAUGUCGUGGUUCGGAAUAAAGAUUAAGGUGAUUGUGAACCCAGCUGUCAUAAGGAUAUCUAACACAAACUUUACCACCAGUUAUGAAAAACUGCGGAAACACAUUGGUUACAAACCUCUAUACAGUUGGGAACAGUCAUUGGCAGUGGCUAAGAAAGAUAUGGAACGUAUUGUUGAACCAACGUUUACCAAAGAGUCGUAAUAAUGCUCCAAAUCGAAGUAUCUUGCUGCUACAUUGGUUAACACAAGCUAUAGGCUAUGCAUGCAACCUAAAAAAUGUUCCAACGCCACUGUGCGUGUUUUUAAUUGCGUCCUAAUACAAACACGGAGAAAAUUUACAAUUCUAAGUGUACUUUUACUGGGACGCUUUGCAAACGGUUAAGCUUGCCAUUACAGUGCUCAAAUUUGCUAAUAUGCUCUAUAUAAGAAAUGAAUAAAUGAAUGUAGUUUAUUUAUCUUCGUGUGGCGGGGCAACGACAGUUCUAACACCGGUGUCCUUUUCGUGCACUCCUCGUGCCCGCUAUACAUUGUGUUGCCCGGCGCCGAUGAAGAAUAAAAAUAUGUGCAAAUUAGUUGCAUCCACCA
This is a messenger RNA of Ciona intestinalis (vase tunicate), 1554 nucleotides long. The record is from RefSeq and is a predicted model, not a curated record. Lineage: Eukaryota; Metazoa; Chordata; Ascidiacea; Phlebobranchia; Cionidae.